CCUCCACCUUGGAGAUGCUGCUGCUGCUGCUGCUCCAGCUGUGAGUAGGUGAGAGGCCAAGGGAGAGGAUGCAGUGGUCAGCUGUGGCUGACCUUUGUCUCCUACAGGAUCUCUGGCUCAAGAUGCUGAUUCUGGCUGCAAAUGCAGGAGCCAGGGGCAGUGGAGGAGAGUGUGUGCAUCCAAGUGCCCUGCGCUGUCUUCUACUCCCACUAUGGCUGGAACUACUCCAGGUUCCAGGCUACUGGUUCUAGGACAGGGCUGAUGCAAGCCAGGAUGCUCCAGUGGCCACAAACAACCCAGACGGAAAAGUGCAGAAAACGACCCAGGACCUAUUCCACCUCCUUGGAUACCCCAAAUCUAUGGCUGCUCCUUGGUAAUUGGAGAGGAGACCUGAGGACCUGGCCGCCCCAGGAACACAAACUUUACAGUGCCAUGCACUUAUAAGAGGGGGAUGUCCCCCAUCUUCUCUUGAAUUGGAGUUUCCCUCACAUCCCUGGACUUCAAGACUCCUCACUCUUCAGGGCUCACUCUCACCUUAGAGCCACACCACCAUGGCACCAACUUCACCUGUCGAGUGACCCCCUCUGGAGCAGGUGUGACCAUGGAGAGCCCUGUCCAGCUCAAUGUGUCCUAUGCUCCAGAGAACUUGACCAUCUGUGCCUUCCAGGGAAACAGCACAGGUGGGACAGGACCUCCCCCUUGGGGGCUGGGAAGGGAAUGGGGUCUUUGCCAGCCCAAGGCAGAGCCGGGAAUUCAUAGCUCAUAUAAGAAGGAUGUUGAUAAGGUCUGACAUAAUGAAGGACCAUCACUCUUCAGACCCUCUCUUGUUUGCUUCUGCCCUCCCUCCUCCUGGAAGGACUCUCUCCUGGGUCACUGUGAAUUCCUGGUUGACAACCCACUGUCACUACUGGUUGUGUUCUCUCUCUUGACCUCUUUCCCCUCACUCUCUCAUGGCGUCCUCUUUCCUGCUUCCUCACCCACUCUCUGACUGUCAUCUCAAUUUCCCACAAGAAACUGUAAGUACAUGGGUGCCUACAGCCCACAGUGGGCCUCUGGCCUCUAUCUGCAUAACCUUAUGGGUCAGCUCAUCCACCCUGGUGGCUCCAAUCCUACCUCGGCCCUGAAGACCCUCACAAAUUUCUGUCCAGUCCAGAUUGUCCUGAGCACAACCAGUUCUUCCUUAGAGGGGCUCCUCCCACCUGUGUCACUUGUGUCAACAUCCUGGAAGUCACUUUAGACAUCUCUGUCUCUCACCCAACCCUCCUCAUGAGUGAGUGAGUUUUGCAAACUUGACUUCCUGAAAAUGUCUCAAGUCAUUUUCUUCCUCCAUCUCCAGAUGGCCUCAGGUCCAGUUCAGUCUUCAGUCCUCUCUCACUUGGACCAUCGCACCAGCCUCCUGCCUGGCCUACCAGCCUCCAGUCUCACCCCCUUGGCCACAGCUCAGACCUCAAAAGGACUGCAAUCCAGGAGAAGGUGGAGGACGUCCCUCUCUUACAGGCCCAUGACCUGACCCUGUUCUUCCUCUAUUCAGAACCCUCCCAUGGCUCCCUGUGGCCUCAGGAGAAAGCCCAAGAGUGUCACCUGUCCUGGCCCCUCCAUGUCUUUCCUUACAAGUGGUCAGACCUACCUGUGUUAAUAUCUCUCCAUGGUUUUGCAGAUCAAGCUCCAUCCUGCUCGAAUGUCCUCUCCCACAUCUUGAUGUAACUAACUCUUCCUCUUAUUUCCAGCCACCUCUCAGGGCUGCCCUUCCAGGAAGCCUGCCCUGUCCCAGGAUCAGUGAGCUGCCUCUCCCCAUGGAUCUUCACCCAUACCUGCCCUUACUUGUCUCAGAAGUGUUGUUUUUCAUUUAUGCAUAUAUUAGUUACUAAGGCUGCUGUAAAAAAGUACCACAAAUCAGAUGACUUAAAACAACAGAAAUUUAUUCUUUCAGUUCUGGAGGCAAGAAGUCUGAAAUUAAGGUGUCAGCAGGGCUGCGCUUUCUCUGAAGGCUCUAGGGGAAGAUCCUUUCUGGUCUCUUCCAGCUUCUGGUGGUUACUGUCAAACCCUGGUGUUCCUUGGCUUGUAGAUAUAUCACUGCAAUCUCUGCCUUCCUCUAUAAAUGAUCUUCUUCCUUCUGGGUGUCUCUGUGUCUCUUCUCUUCUUACAAAGACAUAUUGGAUUUAGGGUGCACCCUACUCCAGUAUGACCUCAUCUUAAUUUGAUUACAUCUGCAAAGACCCUAUUUUCAAACAAGGUCACACUUACAGGUACCAGGGGUUGGGAGGUAAACAUAUCUUUUGGAGGAACAAACUUCAAUUCACAACAAUGUCUGUGGGAGGACAGAGGGACAGAAGGGCCUCUCAGCCCUGUCCCUCUGGCUGUCUCUGUUUCCUCAGUCCAAGAGCUUUUGGGCAAUGCCACCUCAUUGCAAGUCCUGGAGGGUCAGUCCUUAAGCCUGUCUGUGAUGCUGACAGCAAUACUCCUACCAAGCUGAGCUGGUCCUGGGGGAGCCUAACACUAAGCCCCUCCCAGGCUUUGAAUCCAGAGGUCCUGGAACUUCCCCAGCUGCUUUCCGGGGAUGGAGGAAAAUUCACCUGCCAAGCUCAUCAUCUGCUGGGCCCCUAACACGAGCCUCUCUGUGCAGGGUAUCUCCUGUUGCUGUCCCUGUGUCUCUGGGGAACAGAGGGGCUCCUGGCCUCUAGUUCUCACCCUACUCAUGAGGGGUCAUACUGGGGGCUGGCUUCAUUUUUGCCUAUAUUCUCACCUGGAUCUACUAUACCAGGUUCAGAAGCUCCAAAGAGGACAGGGAUGCAAAGUCUGGCUGAGCCUCCUACUCACAGCAGUGCUGAGGUCUGGGCUCCAGAGCCCUGACAGAUGGAUGAGGGACCCUCAGGUACCAUUUCCUGGGACUUGUUCUCACUCCUGCACAGCUCUGUGGAGAAAGGAGGUGACUCUGGAAAGACCAACUCAGCAAGCCCAAACCCAGGCCCCCACAAAGACUGAGAGCAUCAGUGGCAAGGCAGAGUGGGGCGUGGAAAGGACACAAAAUGUAGGUCCCGUGGUCUCAGGACCAGAAGCUCAUUAUAUGCAUCAGUCCUCAGCCACAGCUUCCGCCCUCGGCUUCCCCUUUUGCCCUGUCUACAGCCAGUCCCAGCGCCAGGGAAAUGAGCUGGCUCCAAGAUGCUGCUGCUGCUGCUGCUGCCCCUGCUGUCCAUGCUGUUGGGAGGGUCCUUGGCUCUGGAUUCGAAAUUCUGGCUGAAAGUGCCGAGUUCAGUGACGGUGCAGGAGGGUCUGUGCGUCCUUGUGCCCUGCACCGUUGGCUACCCCCGGGUCGGCUGGACUGACUCUGACGCAGCUCACGGCUACUGGUUCCUGGAAGGGACUGCCACUGCCACUGGGGCUCCAGUGGCCACAAACAACCCAGAUAAAGAGGUCCAGAGGGAAACCCAAGGCCGAUUCCAGCUCCUGGGGGAACCCCGUACUGGGAGCUGCUCACUGGUGAUCAGAGAUGCACGGAGGGAGGACACGGCCACGUACUUCUUUCGGGUGGAGAGAGGAAAUUAUGUCAAAUUUAAUUUCAUGACAUACACGGUGUCCCUGGAAGUGACAGGCCUGACACAGCCUGAUGUCUACAUUCCUGAGACCCUGGAGCCAGGGCGCCUGGUGACACUGCUCUGUGUGUUUCCCGGGAACUUCGGGGAUUGUCCAGCCCCUACGUUCUCCUGGACGGGGGCGGCCACCUCCACCCAAGGAACUGGAUCACAAACCUCCCUCUUCUCUGCGCUUACCUUCAUGCCGAGACCCCAGGACCACGAUACCGAGCUCACCUGUCAAGUGGACUUCUCCAGAAAUGGUGUGAGCACUGCAAGGACCGUCCGACUGAGCGUGGCCUAUGCCCCGAAGGACCUUGUCAUCAGCAUUUCCCAGGCUAAAGUGUCAGGCCCGGAGUCCCAGGGAAAUGUCUCACAUCUGGAAGUCCAGAAAGGCCAGUUCUUGAGACUGCUCUGUGCUUCUGAUGGCCAGCCCCCGGCAACACUUAGCUGGGUUCUGGAUGACAGGGUGCUCUCCAUGUCCCCCCGCGCAGAGUCUAGAACCCUGGAGCUGGAGCUGCCUCAGGUGGGGCCCAAGGACACAGGGCGCUAUACCUGUCGAGCAGAGAACAGGCUGGGCUCCCAGCAGCGCUCGCUGGACGUCUCUGUGCAGUAUCCUCCAGAGAAUCUGAGAGUGAUGGUGUCCCAAGCAAACAGGACAGUCCUGGACAACUUCGGGAAUGACAUGUCCCUCCCAGUCCUGGAGGGCCAGUCCCUGCGCCUUGUCUGUGUCUCCGACAGCAGCCCUCCAGCCACCCUGAGCUGGGUCGGGGGGAGGCAACCCGUGAGCCUCUCGCAGUCCUCGGACCCCGGGGUCCUGGAGCUUCCUCAGGUUCAGAAGGAGGACGAAGGAAAGGUCACCUGCCGAGCUCAGAACCCGCUGGGCUCCGGACAGGUCUCUCUGCUCCUCUCUGUGCUCUACCCGCCCCAGGUGCUCAGCCCCUCCUGCUCCUGGAAGACCGAGGGUCUGCGCUGCAGCUGCUCCGCCAGAGCCUGGCCCACCCCCUCCCUGCACUGGAGGGUUGGGAACUGGCUGGUGGAGGGGAACAGCAGCAACGCCUCCGUCAUGGUCACCUCCAGCUCCGCGGGGCCCUGGGCCAACAGCUCCCUGAGGCUUUCCGAGGGGCUCAGCCUCGGCCUGGGACUCCACUGUGAGGUCCGAAACGACCACGGCGCCCACAGCGUCACUGUCCUGUUGUUGCCAGAUAAAGGACUCGUUUCAACAGCUUUCUCCAAGGGGGCAUUUCUGGGAAUUGGCAUCACAACCCUCCUUUUCCUCUGCCUCAUACUGAUCAUUGUGAAGACUCUAAGGAAGAACUGGACCCAGGCAGGGGCUCUUCGGCCCCGGGCCUUGAGGGUCAGCUCAGUCAUGGAUUACAUAAAUGUGGACCCCAACGCGCCUCCCUUGGCUCAGAAUCGGAAGGCCACACCAAGCAUUCCUGCUGAGAGCCCUGCUUCAGCUGCUCGCCCCCCGGAAUCAAAGAACCUCAGUUGCCCAAGAUCUAAACCAACCAUUCAAAGCCCAGAAUCAGAGAAUAACCAAGAGGAGUUCCACUAUGCUAAUCUCAACUUCCAGGGCCUCAGAUCACGGGAGACCCGGGAGCCCAAGGACACCCACACUGAGUAUGCAGAAAUCAAGUUCCAUCGAGGGUUUGCUGGGCUUUAGAACUGGGACCCAGGCCACAGAGGAAGGGAAAGAAACAAAGAGGACAGGGAAAAUGGAGAGCAAAGUCUCUUGUUUUUCAUCCUCCAAGGAUGGGUCAUCUCAUCUCAGCUUCCAGCAUUUGGAAUAUAUCCGUCUGGAGAGUCCUUGCUCUGAAAAGCAAGGAAAAGAUUUUCCUCGGAAAUACCCAGGCAUCAUCCUAGCUAAUCCCUCAUGGUCUCAUGGAUUCUCAAAGGUGGGAGGGUCUUUAAAGAUGAUUAAACCAGGACCCAGCAAACUAGGCCCACAGACCCAAUCUGGCCCACUGCCUAUUUGCCUAUUUUUGUACCACCCUCGAGCUAAGAAUGUUUUCACAUUUGAGAUGGUUGGGAAAAAAAAAAAAAAAUCGAAAGAAGACGAA
This is a messenger RNA of Trichechus manatus latirostris (Florida manatee), 5632 nucleotides long. It is a transcript of the gene SIGLEC10, whose product is annotated as sialic acid binding Ig like lectin 10. Gene Ontology annotation, biological process: cell adhesion. Gene Ontology annotation, molecular function: sialic acid binding. The record is from RefSeq and is a predicted model, not a curated record. Gene Ontology annotation, cellular component: plasma membrane. The transcript is spliced from 16 exons. The coding region runs from base 3160 to 5235 and encodes 691 amino acids. NCBI's taxonomy places the organism in Eukaryota, Metazoa, Chordata, Mammalia, Sirenia, Trichechidae.